AUGGCCAACGCAUCGCAAAACCGCCGCUCCCAACCGCCGCCGCCGCCCGUGCCGUCGCAAAUGUCGCCCUACAUGGGCGAGACCCAGGACGAAUGGAGCCCGGCCUCCAGAGAAGCCGCGAACGGGGGCGCCGGCGGCUACUCCCGCCGCCGCACAGAGCGCCACGCCCGCCGCCAGUCCUCCUCCUCCGGCGGCGCCCGCGCCCCGGGAUCCUCGGACCUGCCCUCCUCCUCCGUCUCCCACAUCAACGGCAGCGGCGGCGGGUCGCCCCGCGUCUCGUCGCAGCAGCCGCAGCAGCAGCAGGAGGUCCCGAACCCAGGCAGCGGCGGCGGCCUCCGCCCGCCCACCCCGCCCGGAGGCGGCCCCCUCGGCGACGAGAUCAGCCGCAUCCAGAGCCCCAGCAUCUCCAAGAGCGUGCUCGAGCCGCUGCAGCGCAAGAUGCUCCAGUACCACACCCUCAUGGAGGACGCCCAGGGCCAGAUGGCCCAGCUCGACGAGGAGCUGCGCGCGCUGCAGGACCGCCGCCUCCUCGCCGAGCAGCGCUUCAUCGACGCCAAGGCCAAGCACGACGAGUACGAGCGCCAGCACCUCGACGUCGAGCGCGCCCUGCGCGGCGACUUCCCCCCUCCGCCGCCACCGCCUCAGAUGCAACAACAGCAGCACCAGCAGCAGCACAUGUACAACGGAAACAGCCCGCCGAGAACCGCACCCCGGCCGGCCUCGAGCAUCAUCAGCUACGACGAGCGGCCGAUGAGCGGGCACAGCUCGGUCCCCAGAAAGGGAAAGCUGCGGUUCAGCCUCUUUGGGAGGUAUUUGGGCUUUGGCACACGGGACAGGGCAAAUAUGCGCGAAAGACAAAAACACCACGACGGGACGGGGGGGUGGUGUAUGUAA
This is a messenger RNA of Colletotrichum graminicola M1.001, 894 nucleotides long. RefSeq lists its product as uncharacterized. The transcript is spliced from 2 exons. Bases 1 to 894 code for a protein of 297 amino acids. NCBI's taxonomy places the organism in Eukaryota, Fungi, Ascomycota, Sordariomycetes, Glomerellales, Glomerellaceae. The record is from RefSeq and is a predicted model, not a curated record.